AUGGCGGCCAACAACCGCUCCUUCGCGGCGCGCAUCGCCUCCAUCACCUCGCAGUCGACCCAGAUGGAGACAUGGGACGACGGCGACUUCGACGACCGCUCCGACGGCCUCCUGUUCAAGAACUCGACCGUCCACUCACUCUCUUCGCGCAUGAGCGUCCGCUCCGAGACCGAAUCCAAUGACGACUGGCAAAUCCUGAUUACGCCAGGCGACCAAGCAACCAACACCUCCGCCAUCAAGACCGCCGCGAAGCAGGCCGGCAUCCCCAUUCCCACGAGCGUGCCAUCGUCGGCGCUCCUCGGCGGCUCAAUCAAGAGGCUGGGCAAGAAGAAGUCGACCAAGAAGAUCGAGGUCGACGACGACUGGGGCAACGAUCUCGAGCUGCCCACAAACGCGAAGGAAGGACUGAAGCUGAAGGCGCCCAAGCCACGCACGCCGGCGGAAGAGGACGAUGACUUCGACUGGGGCGAGGGCUCGCUCGGCAUCCGCUUCGCAGGCACGCGACAGGGCACCCGCGGGGCACGCAGCUCGUCUGUGUCCGCCAUGAGCCCCAGCCUGGGCAGCAUCAUGACCAUGGAGAGCGAAGACGACGACCUGGGCGGCCUCGUGCUGCCGACCGAGCCCAUGGACUUCAGCGCGCGUCUCGACAAGCUCAAGAAGGCCGAGCAACCACCAGCACCACCAGCCGCAGAGCCAUCGCUCCUUCCACCGCUGCCAUUGCGCGAGCAGUCCCUCACGCCGACGCAGCCCACACAAACCACCUCGAUCCCUACCCAGAGGCCGUUCCAAUCGCCGCCCCAAUCGCCCAUUGCUGCACCACUAUCUCCUUCCCCCUUCAGCAGCCCCACGCCUAUGAGCCCCAAGGCACUGGCACCAUCGCCCAAAGCCAAGCCUGUGGUCCAAGAGGAGGACUUCGAGGAUGGCUUCGAUUUUGGCAAUGGCGAGAUCCUGGACCGCCAGAAGCUGACGCUCAACAAGAACAUUGUCGUCAAGAAGCCCGCGACCAAGACCACCGCCCCACACGCUGCUCGUCCCGCUACUACCAUCACCUUCACCGACAGACCCACUACCUCGCGGAUACCCAGGCCCCUGCCCUCCAUCGCGAGUCGGACCAGGCUAACCCCUGUGUACGAAAGCGGCGCGUCCACUUCCAACUCGACUCGGACCAUGCCUACUACUACCAGCGCACAGCUGCUCCGCGCGAAGCGCUCUGCUCCUGUCCUUCGCAACAACAACACUAGUCAGCCACCACGCAUGCCAUUCCUCCCUGCUGGCGGGGCCUCUUCCCAAUCGCACCACGUCAUGUCCAAGAGCACUUCGCAAGCCCACCUUCGCCGCGACUCUGACCCUCGCCGACCGCAGUCUCCCUCGAUGCGCUCCUACUCGCGCCUGUCUGGCGGAGGCCACAUCGAGACGCCUAGUCGUGCUGGGGUGAGACGUGAUCAGGCUCCCUCUGCCCUUGCACGUCAUCCACCCCCAAAGAAGCUGACACAGCCUCAGCGCAAGCGAAACUUUGGCGACGGCCAUGAGCUCGACCUGUUCGAUGACUUGCCUACUUCAGCUUCCAAAGAGAAGCAAUUCGAAAAGGUGCCGCGCAAUGUCGCCAGCAACAAGUCGCUGCGUCACCAGCCGAGCAACUCACGUCUGCCGAUGCCUGAUCGCAUGGCGACGCCUCUGCCCCAGACUCCGCGUAGUCCUCCCAAGAUGGACCACACUCCUCGCUUUGCUCGCGACACCGCAGCAAGCAGGAACGCACGUGAGCAGCGCUUGGCAGGUACGAGGUCUCGAGCAGAUGCCCCCAUCUCCUCCAGGCCCGUUAGCUGGGCUGCCCAAGUGGCCGCUCGUAGCCCUCAUACCAGUCCAUCUGCUCACAGGAAGAAAGGCUCAGGACAGAAGCCGCAGUUGAUCAGGCAGAUGACGCAGCCCUACACACAAAACGAGAAAGGUAUGAUUUACAACCCAACUUUGCAACGUUGGGAAGGAAACGAGGAAGCCCUUGUUUCGUUCUCACACCCUAAUACUUCCACUACGACCCUCGCCCUGACCACGGCGAGCACGCCUACCUUUGCCCCGCCCGGAAACCAGAUGAGCCGCAGCCAUGAUCGUUCACAAUCGAUCUCGCACAUCGCCCUUUCGUCCAUUCAUGCCGGCCAAGAAAAGAGGAGCUUCUCGUCGCGAGCGGCCAAGCUGGCCCAGCCCCCAGCGCCCGCCCCAGUACCGUCCCCCCCACGGCCUGCUUUGAUCUCCCAGAUCUCUGUACCACGCCAAGUCCAGUACGAGGGCCGCAUGGUGUUCGAUCCUGUCAAGAUGACCUGGCUCAAGGCGCCUCGACCAUCGAACGACAUUGGAUCGCCUUCGGAAGUGGAUGAAGACGAGGACCCAUUCGCCGGCCUCGACGACCUCAAAGAUAAUGAGAGUGUCGCCGGUGGUAAUGGCAUGGGCGGUACUGGCACACCUAACCCCGAUGACCCAACCUUUGUGGGCGAGGAGUUCGAUGUCGGCCCUGGCUUCAUCCGGCGACAGAAAGACGAAGAAGCCAUCUGGCGACGACGCGUCGAAGGCUGGGUCGGCGGCCUCCGCGAUAACGGCGAACACCGAGGCGGCUGGCGAUGGGCGAUCCGCGACUUCGCCGCCAGUGCCUCUGCUGGCCACCCAACCUUUUAA
Alternaria ethzedia is the source of this 2664-nucleotide messenger RNA. RefSeq lists its product as uncharacterized. Gene Ontology annotation, cellular component: mitotic spindle pole body; SIN/MEN two-component GAP complex. Gene Ontology annotation, molecular function: GTPase activator activity. NCBI's taxonomy places the organism in Eukaryota, Fungi, Ascomycota, Dothideomycetes, Pleosporales, Pleosporaceae. Bases 1 to 2664 code for a protein of 887 amino acids. The record is from RefSeq and is a predicted model, not a curated record. Gene Ontology annotation, biological process: mitotic spindle orientation checkpoint signaling; regulation of Ras protein signal transduction. The transcript is spliced from 2 exons.